CAUGGCCACGCUGCUGCUGGGCGUGGCGCUGCUGGCGGCACAGCUCCAGCUUGUGCCUUCCCGCCCAGGCAGCGCGCCCUGGGCGGACCCCGGAGCCCAGGAGCCGGUGUGGAAAGCAGCCACCCUGCUGGACCAGGCCCCCCCGGAUGGCGCUGUGGCCCCCAACGGCUCUGCCAGGCAGCUCCCGCACACCAUCAUCAUCGGCGUGCGCAAGGGCGGCACCCGUGCGCUGCUGGAGAUGCUCAGCCUGCACCCCGACGUGGCGGCCGCCGAGAACGAGGUGCACUUCUUCGACUGGGAGGAGCACUACCGCCAGGGCCUGGGCUGGUACCUCAGCCAGAUGCCCCUGUCCGCCCCGCACCAGCUCACCGUGGAGAAGACCCCCGCGUACUUCACGUCGCCCAAAGUGCCUGCGCGGGUGCACGGCAUGAACCCGGCCCUGCGGCUGCUGCUCAUCCUGCGGGACCCGUCGGAGCGCGUGCUGUCGGACUACACGCAGGUGCUGUACAAUCACGUGCAGAAGCGCAAGCCCUACCCGUCCAUCGAGGAGGUCCUGGUGCGGGGCGGCCGGCUCAACGUGGACUACAAGGCGCUCAACCGCAGCCUCUACCACGUGCACCUGCGCAACUGGCUGCGCUUCUUCCCGCUGCACCGCAUCCACAUCGUGGACGGCGACCGCCUCAUCAGGGACCCCUUCCCCGAGAUCCAGAAGGUGGAGCGGUUCCUGAGGCUGUCCCCUCAGAUCAACGCCUCAAACUUCUACUUCAACAAGACCAAGGGCUUCUACUGCCUGCGGGACGGCGGGCGGGACCGCUGCUUGCACGAGUCCAAAGGCCGGGCGCACCCCCAGGUGGACCCCAAACUCCUCCAUAAACUGCACGAGUAUUUCCACGAGCCGAACAAGAAGUUCUUCGAGCUCGUGGGCAGGACCUUUGACUGGCACUGAUUGGCAAUAAGCUAGGCUCCGAACCUUUUCCGAUACUGUAAGUUCUGGUGUGUACAUCUUAGGGGGUGGGGAGAAGACGUUUGAAAAGGCAUUUAAGCUAUAAUUUAUUUGUAAGAUCCAUAAAUGACUUCUGUACAGUAUUAGAUUCACAAUGGCCAUAUAUACUAGGUAUAUUUUUCUACUUGUUAAAUCGAGGGCAUUUUGUAUUGUUUUUUCAUGGUUGUUAACAUUGUGUAAUAUUAUGUCUCUAUAUGAAGGAACUAAAAGAUCUCACUGCAAAAAAAGAAAUGAUAAUAAAUUCUGGAGACGCUGUCUUUUUGGAAUAUAA
Molecule: messenger RNA, 1274 nt
Organism: Pipistrellus kuhlii (Kuhl's pipistrelle)
Lineage: Eukaryota; Metazoa; Chordata; Mammalia; Chiroptera; Vespertilionidae
Gene: HS3ST1
Product: heparan sulfate-glucosamine 3-sulfotransferase 1
Exons: 1
Coding region: 2-946 (314 amino acids)
Molecular function (GO): [heparan sulfate]-glucosamine 3-sulfotransferase activity
Source: RefSeq, a predicted model, not a curated record